UCCAUUUUCUCUGUCUGUCCCGAAAAGUUUCCAUCAGAUCACAGGAGUCAGGUUUACCUGGCGCGCGACGGUGCACCUGUCGCGAAAUUCGAGAGUAGCUCACCUGCACGUUACCUCGGACUUACCUGUUGACCAAAAUGCGUCAAUAAGCUUGCCUCAACCAGCCCAGCCGUAUCUACACAUCCACUAACCAGCAAACAUGAAGAAGGGAACGUUGAAUUUCAUGUCUCGGAAGAAGCCGUCUCUUUUUGACUCUAACAUCAAAAUUAAAGACAUGGAUGAUGUGGAGCUGGUGCUGGAGUCAUCAGCGAUCCCAGAGUCAGGAACUGCCAGUGUGCGUGCCAGACCCACUGUCAAGCAUCACGCUUCCUCAUCAGACAGUUUCCAAGGGUUUGCUGUCCCAACACCCAAAGUCCCCCUCCUCCCCCCUGUCAGUGGUACAAAGAUCAACGGUUCAGUUGGUGAAGAACAUUUGUCCAAUGGAUCGGUUAUAUCUGUGCCUGACCUCAUGGAAGGGGAAAUAUUUGUUCCUCCUCCUCCCUCUAUGGCACCUCCACCCCCUCCAGGGACUUUUAUCCCUCUUCCACCAGACUUCAUGGGUGACCUGAACAGUCUAGACCUGGCAAACCUUCAGCCACCUUCCAUGCCCGCUCCAAAACCCCCUUCACAUCACCUUCACUCAGUGGAUGAGGAAAACUUAACCUUCUUAAAACCGCCACCAAUGGCUCCGCCAAAGCCUCCGCCAAAGCCUCCGUCUACUUGCUCUAGUGGCUCUGUAUCAUCCUUACCCAUUUCUAGUCCACCACCUGUCAAAGUUCCUGAGCGUCCAAUACUUUCCCAGACCCCUGUUUUAAGGGAACACAAGACACCACCUCAAAAGCCCAUUAGACUGUCCUCUAUCUCCUAUCCUGACUCCCCACCACAGACUCCUGCCCCACCUCCCACCAUGCAGACACUGUCCACCUUCAAUCCCCAAAACACAGCAAGGCUUUACAGUGUUCCUAAGACCUCAAUUCUCAGCGGGUAUGAGGAUCGCGACCCAAUACCCAAGCAGAUGUUGCUUCUGGAAGAUUCUGGGUCUGUCAAAUCUGCGCCAGUGCUUGUUCAGGUGAAAUCCCCUAAAGUGGCUACACCAUCUAAACCAGUUUCCAAAGAUGUACAGGAGCCGAAGGAGAACUUACAAAUUACCCAACUCUCUCAAUCACCCCUGCCUGAGCCAAACAAGAAGGCUAAGACAGGGACAGUCUCAGCACCGCCAGAAAUAGACAAACCUCUCCAGGUUCCACAUAAGAUGUCACCACAGCUUCAGACAAUGAAUGGUGCUUGGGUGGAUUCAGAGCCCAGCAAGGAAAAACUUGAAGGAUCUCCAAGUCAAAAUCGCAAAUUCAGUCCGUUAUUAGAUCGUAAACUACGCAACCUGAAGAGUGACAUACAUGGGGCACGAGAGGGACCUGCAACUUCCCCGCUGGCUCUUUUACUGGCGGCUAAAGAAAGAGAUAAACAUAAAUCGACUCCUUCUUUGUCACGGGAAAACAGUGCCAAGAACAAUGAGCAGCUUAGUGCACGCAUUCUCCCAAGUGACACAAAUCCCAAUUCAUUUAUUGUCACCCCUAUGUCCAGCUCCUUCUCUUCUCCAACAUCUCAAGAAAAAAUACAGGAGAGUCCAAAGUUCGUCAAUUCAGUUAUUCAGACUCCAGAAAAAUCCAGCAGUCCUGCACUGGUCAAAGAUCAAGUUCCAUCUACCAGUCCAGCUCUCAAUAGGAUGGCUGCACCCCAAAGUGCAACACACCAGGCUGAGCAGAAACAAAAUGCCGAGCAAAGCUCCUCAAAGUCUCAAUCGGCAUCGCAUGAGGAUAUUAAAGAGGAGUUAAGUGUGCCAUUACUCCCUCCACCACCAGAAUUUGAUGAUUUAGAUAAGUUUAUGGAGCCCCCUCCUUCCAUCCCACCACCUGACCCUCCCAUGAAAAAGGCACCAACGCCAACUGUGAGCUCUCUCCCUACAGCUCAAGUUCCACCUCCUCCUCCAAAGCCUAAACCCCCAGCCGCUCCGAAACUUCCACCUCCUGACAUUGAUGUCAAACCAAAGGUACAAGUCCAGACAAAACCCAAAGUGGUCCCCUCCCAGCUACCAGACACUCUAUCACCAAGUCAGGCUACGCUCCUGAGCAUCUUACAAAAGAAGAUGUUGGAAAUGGACAACAAAAUGGCCCCAGUUAAGGAGGCAGGGACCAGCUCCGAUGACUGGGGCGGCCCCUUGUCUGAUGAGGACAAAAAAAUCCCUGUUGUCCCCAGAACCACACCACAGAGCAAGAACAAAGCCGCAACCCUGGACAUGAAGGAGCUGGAGGAUAAACUGGUUAGGAAAAAAAAGGAGACCUCCUCAGUCAAGGUUCCCACCAGCAAUGGACUGCGGUCAAAACAUCAGUACGGUAUGACCUUUACAGUUCGCCCUGGAACCAAACAGCCUAUUACUCUCGUUAGUAAAGGGGAUUCUUGAGGUGUUAAAUGAGAUAGGUGUCCUUCUGUUUAGCACACAUUGCAUGUGAUUGGACAACGUGGUUUUGCAUCAGAAUGAAUUUGUACAUAGGGGAAAAAAACUGUUUUUAUAUUUUAUUUUUGAAGCAUUACAGUAAACCCUUUUUUGAAAGUUUUUUUUAGAUGCUGGUUUAUACAUUGAGGUAUGUUUCCUUUUUAACCAAAGCUUUUAAUCAAUCUCAAUGCCACAUGGGUAAUAUUUAAAGGAAAAGAAAAUUCUGUUCAUAUAUAAUGAAUGUGUAUGAUGUGUAUGCCGGAUGAAAAUGAAUCUACAUUAUUCAGUAUUCUGUAAAGUCCAUAACAGAUCUGUAAUCUUGACUGUAAAAUACAAUAAUGUACAAUGUAAUUAUUUUGGUUCAUGCUGUAAUUACAUGUCCCAUAACUGUUACAUGUACAUUAUGUAGGUCCGUUGCAACAAAGCCAACUGUUAGUUCAGAGAUGUGCCAGAGUGUGUUGAUCUCUCAGAAGGAUUGCUUCUCGUAUUUAUUGAUGUGGGAAAUGUUUUGCGUGUAUGCUGAUGUGUGUCGAUGUAGCUACACUCAUGUUUUUAUGCUGUACAUAUCAGUUUGCAUAAGAUUAAAAUAGAACUUAGAUAUUGUAAGAUGUAGUUUUAUGUAC
Messenger RNA from Micropterus dolomieu (smallmouth bass), 3153 nucleotides. RefSeq lists its product as uncharacterized. The record is from RefSeq and is a predicted model, not a curated record. Bases 200 to 2497 code for a protein of 765 amino acids. The transcript has 5 exons. Lineage: Eukaryota; Metazoa; Chordata; Actinopteri; Centrarchiformes; Centrarchidae.